AUGCUCGUGAACACCCGAGCAACACUGUGCGCCACGAAUAACCGUUGUUUCAAGUGCCUCAUUCGCGGACACUAUGCAACCAAGUGCAGAAAGCCCUACAAUGGUUGUAGCGAAUGCGGUGGCCCCCACCAUCUCCUGCUUCACGGUGCCGACCGCCAAUUCCCAGCUGCUUCAUCAAAGCAAGGUAACAAUUUAAGUGUCCUAUUAGUUCACGCGCCGCGUAACAGCAUCGGGCCAGUCCUGCUGGCAAUAGUCCGAGUAAUAGUCGAAGCUGGUAAUCGUUCUCGCACAGUAUUUGCCGUUCUCGACCCCGGAAGUGAAGCAACCCUUGUAACGCGUUCAUUGGCAGACCGUUUAAACUUGAAGGGCUAUCCCACCAAAAUUCAUUUCGGUUCCUUUGCCAGUUCGACGCUGCUCGACAAAUCCGUAGUGUCAUUUCGGUUGCGCUCAGCGGAAAGCAAGCACUCCUUCGCACUGGAUGAGGCGUUCGUGGUCCCAAAUAUCAAUCUCUCGCAUCGAAAAAUUAAUUGGCCGAAAAUGAAGUAUGGAUGGCCGCACCUCGCUUGUUUACAAUUACCAGCAAUCGACUCAACUAAGGUCGAACUCUUGAUAGGAAUGGAUCUACCAUCAGCCCACCAAACACUUCGUGUAAUUACACCUCUUGCCAAUGAAGACGGGCCUUCGGCACACGAAACGUGCUUUGGCUAUGCAGUUGUUGGAAAAAUUCCCCGAUCCCUUGUUUCUGGUCCAAGCCUUAAAAUAGACGUCAACCUCGGGUCUACAGAAGUGGAACCGUCGCUAGCAACCACCGUUGAACGCUUCCAGUCAAACCAGUCAUUCGGCGUCGUUGUAAAAUCAAAAUCGAAAAAAUCCCAGGAAGAAGAAGAUCAGCAGAUGUUAAACGUGAUCAAGCGGUCAAUAAAAUUCGUUGGAUGUGGCUACGAAAUUGAGCUACCCAUUCGACCAGAAGCGUCCGUCGUUCCAAACAACCGAAGUCAAGCGCUCUCUCAAUUUUUUGGCGUCGAGCGCCGCCUCGCGGAGCCGGCGAUGCGUGACGUGGCAUCAAAUUAUGAAAAGAUUAUGCAGAAUCUCAUUUCGUCCGGCACCGUGAUUGCUGUGUGCCAGUCCGACUUAUGUGAACCACAGGGUAAAAUCUGGUAUCUCCCGCAUUUUUUUGUAGUAAACCCCAACAAGCCACAAAAAAUUCGUGUAGUGUUUGAUGCUAAAGCACGUUUUUGUUCGACCUCGUAUAAUUCCAUCAUGUUGCGCGGACCGCCAUCUAUUCCCAGCUUAGUCGGUGUGCUUCUGCGCGCUCGUCAGUUUCGUGUUGCGCUUUCCGCCGAUAUCACAGCGUUUUAUCAUCGCAUCGGCGUAGCCAGUCAACACCAGCCCCUGCAGCGUUUCGUUUAUCGAAGAUUCGGCAGCAAAGAGCCAAUACUGACGUAUCAAUUCACUACCCUAAUUUUUGGAGCUGUAUUCUCAUCAUCCGCGACCGUUUACACGCUACAACAUGCAGCCAGCGAAUGUGCUGCCUUUCCUCAAGUUGCGGCCAAGAUGCCAGACAACUUCUACUCAGACAAUCUUAUCGACUCCUUCGAAACAGAGGAUGAGGCGAUUAAAUUCAGCAUGGCGGUAAGGCAAUCCCUCGAAGCUGGUGGAUUCAGUUUGACGGCAUUUGCUUCGUCUGCUCCGCGAGUGCUCGAAAGCAUUCCCUUGCAUCAAAGGUCAGCUAGCGUUUUAGACCUCAACGUGGACGCCUUGCCGGUAGAAUACCAUCUAGGAAUCGAGCUAGAUCUAACAACAGAUUCGUACAGUGUCAGGGUCAAAACGAUGCCCCAAGUGUCCACUAGAAGAGAAAUGCUAGCUGCCAUGUCGCUGACGUUCGACCCGCUUGGGAUCUGUCUCCCGGUUAUCGCUGGGGCUAAAUUACUGUUUCAGCUUACAAACAGAUUGGAGAGAAACGCUCGCGGGUGGGACCAGCCUUUGCCAGCAGACCUGCUGGAAAAGUGGAAUGUUUGGGCAGAUGGGUUGGCCAAGCUAUCGUUCCCUAAUGUGAGCAGAUGUUUCCGCCCCGCCGAUUUUCUAUUUUUGGGCUCUGUAUCUCGGCUGAUUGUGUUUGCUGACGCGUCAUCAGUCGCGUUUGGAGCGGUCGCCUACCUCCGCACACAAUUGAAUAACAAGGUCCAUGUAAGUUUCGUGAUGGCAAAAGGUCGUUCAGCAUCAUUGAGGCCAACGACAAUUCCGCGGAUGGAGUUACAGGCGGCUGUACUGGCCGUGCGCUUGUCAGCACUAAUAAAAAAAGAACUCCGCAUCCCAAUUGCUUCUGUUGAAUAUCACACCGACUCUCAGAUCGUUUUAUGGCAGCUGCGAUCCGAUGACCAUGGACGUCCGUCAUUUGUGCGCGCAAGAAGAGAGGAGAUCCUCGCCCACUCGGCACUCAACGACUGGCAUUUCGUUCGUAGUAGCGAUAACCCGGCCGACGAAUGUACUCGCGGUGUCACACCGAAAGACUUUGGUCCUGGUUGCCGUUGGAUUACUGGCCCCUCUUUUCUCAUGGAUCCGUCCUAUGUUGCAGAGCCAUUUGACCAUCGCGCCACUAAACCUUCUGAAAAGGAAGACGAUGAAACACUGACCAUCAGCAUUGGGCAUCUGGAUGUCGCGCCAUAUUGCUGCCACCCGAAGGCAGCCGCCGUAUCUAAGCUCAUAUCCCACGCCACGGAACUAAGCAUUCUGAAACGCGAAGUUGCCCAGCUGGUGCGACACGAUCCGGCCACGCAAGCGGAGCCGACCGUUGGAGAGCUUGCAGAAGCCCUUCGUGUGUGCUUGCUGGUCUCCCAAAGUGAAGUUUUCGUGCGCGAGUGCAAGGCCCUUCUUAACGGAACCGAAAUUCCUCGAAAUUCAGUGCUGCGGCGUGUUGGCCCAUACAUCGAUCCGGAUUGUUGCUUAAUGAAAGUGGACGGAAGGUUGGAGCACGCCGAACUCCCGGCGCGCACUCGUCACCCAACUAUAAUUGCACCGAACCACCCGAUGACCAGGUUAAUCAUAGAAGAUUGUCACCAAAAAGUGCGGCACUCCGGCGUUGAGCACACCUUAAGCAUCUUGCGCGAGCAAUAUUAUCUCCCCCAGGGUCGCAGGGCCAUCCGUCGGGCAUUGAGAAAAUGUGUCAAGUGCAAGCUCUUACGUUCCCUGCCCCAAGCACCGAAAAUGGCAAGCCUACCAAAAGAACGUCUUCAGGCUUUCCUUCGCGUUUUUACAAAUGUCGGCCUCGAUUGUUUUGGGCCAUUCCAGGUCGUAAUCGGAAGGCGAUCAGUUAAAAGAUAUGGCCUUCUUAUCACCUGCCUUUCCUCUCGUGCGGUGCACCUGGAGGUCCUCGACUCAAUGGAUGCUGAUUCCUUCAUCAUGGCCCUUCGCCGGUUCAUUUCCCUCCGCGGCAGUCCAGCCGUCGUAUAUUCGGACAACGGCACGAAUCUGAAGGCAGGCGGCAAGGAGCUCCCGAAGGAAUCAAAAACUUAA
This is a messenger RNA of Daphnia magna, 3513 nucleotides long. RefSeq lists its product as uncharacterized. Gene Ontology annotation, molecular function: nucleic acid binding. The transcript has a single exon. The record is from RefSeq and is a predicted model, not a curated record. The coding region runs from base 1 to 3513 and encodes 1170 amino acids. Lineage: Eukaryota; Metazoa; Arthropoda; Branchiopoda; Diplostraca; Daphniidae.